AUGGGUCAGAAAGGUAAAAACUACUUCACCGAAGAAAAAUAGAGGGAUUGUUUUGCCCGAUGAAGCGACAGAAGUAUUGAUUGAACUUUGGGGAGAGGAAACUAUACAGAUUGCUUUAGAAAAUGCUAAAUGUGCGAAAAAGCCCGUGAAGAAUAUCGAAGAACAACGGUAAAUUUGACAACAAAUUUUAGCUUGCUAGUUGACAGUCGAGAAAACACGUCAUAUAAGAGCAGAACUGGAAAGAAGAAGCCAUGGAAAUAUUUUGGUAAAAUGGAUGAAAUUCUUGGAACAAGACCAAAUACACGACCCCCUAAGGUAAUAGACACCUUAUGAACAUGCUGGAUAUGACAUUGGUCACAUUGCCAGUGAUAGUGAUAGUGAAGGAGACCAUGAAAGUAUAAACGACGGUGUGUUUUAUUUUAAUAAUAUCAUUUAAAUGUAUCUACCUAAUGCAACCACUGGCGGACACUAGGGGGGGGGGAGGGCUGAGCCCCCCCCCUAUAAUUUUGAAAGACUGUAAAAAUCUUGUACCAAAUAACACAAAUCACACAUAUAAUGUAAUUGUCAUAUAAUACCAUUAAUUAAAACAUUGUAAUUUAAUACCAUUAUUUAAAACAGUGUUUUGAAAACCUAGUUUCUUACAAAAUGUGCUCUCAGAAUGCUGCAAAUGCCAUUUUCGGGAUCAAAAUUUUAAAAAUUUUCCGGGGAGCAUGCCCACGAGCCCCCCAAUAUUUCAUAAAGUGUCCGAUCCGCCACUGCAUUUGACUUUGCAGUCUUUGCUCUGUGGUUUUAUGCAUUGGGAUAUAUGGAUGUUUUCUGGAAUGACCCAUUUGUAGGACUGUUAUGAUAGAUAACAAUAUAUCAAUUUUUUCAGACACAGGCGAAACAAGUGAAAGAGUGAGUGACAUAGUUGAACAGCCUGACCAAACCAGUAAAUAUGCUGAAGAAGCUCCAAAUUGUUCUGAAACCGCUGAACAGGACAAUUCUGAAAACCCAAGUAGCAGCAUCAAAGAAGACACAUCAAUUGUGAUUUGUAAGCAGCCGAUGGUAAAAAGAAAGAAAAUGAGCAAUUUUGAAAGGGAAAUUGCAUUAAUGUGCAAAACAUUAAAUGAAACAUCUGAGAAGGAAAUGAAGAGGUUAGCGGUUUAUAUAUUUCCACAUGUGAACAACCCCAGGAUAGCCAUUUGUAGGAUCAUCAGGGAAAUGCUAAUUCCGACGAUCUACAGAUUUCCAAAAUUUUCUCACACCGCAUCAACCAUGGUGGCGCCUCGAAGGAAAUUUGACCCUUUAAGUGGCAAUGCACCCUGAUGCGCCCUAGUAUUUUACUCUGUCUAACGCCAGAAGAUUUUACUCGUCCAGUGGAAAGACAGUGCUGCCACUCGAUGAAUGGUCAAUAAAUAUAGUUUCCCCAAAUACACGACACAUGGAGACCACUACAUUCCUCACCCCAGACUGCUGCUAGCUAGAUGUUCUUUAUUUAGUUUAUUGGGGGUUAUUUUGAACCUUUCUAACUCCAUGUUUCGUUAGAGUUAAAUUAACCCCCAACUAACCACUAAUUGUAAUUCGAAUUUUAUAUGUUAGUAAAAAUUGUUAGAAUUUGUUGACAAAGUUUCCUCGUGUAUAUAGAAAUGGAUGGUGUCGGCAAUGGGGUGGGGGGAGUGGGGGGUUAAAAAUUAGCGGAAGGGUGUCAAAAAUUAGCAAUAACCACUACAGGGGCCUAGAAAAAAGAACUAUUUUCAAGAUGUCUUCAUCCCCCUCGCACAAUCAAAUGCUUUGAUUUGUUAUGUGCUACACCUUCAUGUGCUUUAUUUAACUUAAUUAGCUUUAUCUUGUUCUUUAAUUACGUUUGGCAGAAGUUUAAAAACAGAAAAUGAAGGGUAUCAAAAAGAAAUGGAUUUCCAAUUAAAGAUCUAGAAAAUCAACGUCGAUUACAAGAGAGGGAACAUGAAAUGAGAAUCGUUAGCCUUUUGAUGGGAAAUAACAGGCAAAGCCAAAAUGUACCACAGCCAUUAAGCCAGUAUCGCCGAAACCAGUUACAAGAUAAUUUUAAUGGUUUCUCACAUAAUUCAUCUUAUAUCAACCAACUCAACUCAACUCCUUUGAAUAUAUCUGAUAUUUUAUCAGACACUGGUUGAUCAUCAAACAUUGAGGAGGGUUUCCAUUCCUAUUAUUCUCUAUGAAUAUUGUUGUUAUAAUGUAUUUGGUUAUAUUUUAUUACUGUUUGAAUGUGUACAAACAGGGGUACAUCAGUGGUGUAUAAGAGGGGGAUCGCUUUUAGGUAAAGCAUCCCUUACUUACGUUCAUGGGAUUUGCUCUAUAAAACUAUUUCCGUUAAAAAGUUUUUCACAAACUCGUAUGCAUUUUGCAUCAACUUUAGUACAUACCUAAUACAGACAUUGUUUCAAUUGAAAAUGCCUUUUAUAAUUUCUGAGAGAUCAUCCUUGGUUAUAUGCCAUGGAGAGCCUUUAUAUAAAUUCAGUUAGGAACAACUGCAGUACGUUGUUAUAGUUGUAAUUUACCAAUACAUCAAUAAUUACUGUAUUGUUUAAUAGAUCAAAUUGUUGGGUUUUUCAUUUUAUGUUUGUGUUGUUCAUCAAAAUUGAACUGAAUAAAUAUACAAUAGCAUUAGAACUUUUUCAUCUUCCAAAGGGUUUUUUACCCUGUCUAACACCAUGCAGAUGAUUUGACAUACAAAAGGGUAAUAUCACUUGGUGAUGAUAAAUUGUGAAUUUAAGGCAUAUUGAUUUCCUGUUUGUUUUUUCAAUAAUAUAUAAAUUGUAUUUCUGGUACACAUUAAUGUGUGUGUUUGGAACAAUAAAGACAAACAAUACUACAUAAACAAAUAUAUAAUUUAUGCCACGUACAAUAUUAAUUAAAUCAACUAUGUGAAAGCACACUUAUAGAAAUUGACUUAAUAAACAGUCCAUAACAGACUGUUCAUAGAACAAAUUUAAUGUUGACAUCAACAUUUGCACUAGGUGUAGGAAACUCUUUAUAAGGGUAUAUGUCUAGUGUUCAUAAAGGAAGACAAAGUAAAUAAACUGGGGACUUAGUAAACGAAAUUCUGAUCACGGUAUGUAAGUCAACAUCGUUUAAUACUUUUGAAAACAGCGGGAAAGUGUGUGUUCAAAAUAUCCCUGUGCUUAAUAGUCGGGACACUGAUGGCAUGACUAAUUCAUCACACACACAAACCUCGUACGUUUCGUGUAGCGCAGAUAAAGAUAUGUGCAAACAACCGAGUCCGAAAUAUGUUGAUCAAUCUUCCCAAACUGUUGAUCCUAACAUCGAACAAUGUUUGUGUGUUGACUUGUUAUCUGAGUUUGGUAACAUGAAAAUCAAUUUCGAAAUUAUAUUAACCAGAGUGGAUGCUCUACAAUCGCUGGCAAAUACGCAAGCCAUAUAUUUUAAUAAUGACAACAUUGCGCAUCUUGAAUCUGUGCUCGAUGGGGAGGGAAGAAAAAGUACGAAAUCAGAACCCACAAUAAGUCUAAUGGAGAAGGAAAAGAAUUCUGAAAUUGAGGCACUUAAAAGCAAAAUUAAUUCCUUGGACAUGAAAUUGAAAAAAUGUUUAAAGGAUUAUGAUGCUAACUCAAAUCAAUCACCUAUUGUUAUACCUCUAGUGCCUAUUGUCUCUCCACAACCGCCUAUUGUUCCACCUCAAGCGCCUAUUACUCCCUCGUUGCAUGUUAACAAAAGGGAUCAAGAUCAAACCCUCGAAUUGCAAAUAUCAGGUCAUGCCAAUAAAGAGUUCCUGAAUAAAUUACCGCUGUGUGAUACUCAAGGUUUUAAAUAUAAACAAGUAAAUAACCAAAAAUAAUUACUGACGGUCAUAAUAACCUAUUGUUUUCUGUCUGCUUUAUAUCAGCGAAUGUCGAGAAGUUUUAGCGUUCUUCUGAAAAACGGGAGCGGUGUUUUUUGAUUGUAGGGAAAUUCCCAGGGGUAAAUGUUUAUACGGGCUAAAAUAGCACACAGCAUUAUUAAAAACAAUGCAGCGUACACACAGCAUUAUUAAAAAUAAUGCAGCGUGCACACAACAUUAUUAAAAAUAAUGCAGCGUGUAUCAGUGCACACAGACAUUAUUCACAAUCCUUCGUCAUCCUGACAAGUACACGCGAUAACGUGAACAUCUCAAGAUGAGAAGUUGACAGUGCUAAAGGCCCCUCAUACAAUAUCAUCGGGCGCCUGAAGCACUGCCAAAACGGUCACUGUGAGUCCUUUCAGCUCAACUUUAUAGAGAAAUAGUUUCGUUUUUACGCUUGUGGGAUUUUAUUCUAGAUAUACGCAUGUGCAGAACACACCAUUAAUUCUAUUCCCGUGUUUAUCCAGUUUAAUACGCUCUUUGAAUUAACCUUAUCAUUAAUGAUAAUAUGUAAACUAGAACACUAUAAUUGACCUCCGCUUGUGGAGAUUUUAAUUUAGGGCGAUUAAUUAAACUGAAAUCUGUUCUAUCACGAUUCAUUACAUGCAUGUCCUCACAAAUGUCUAGUGUAACGUUGGAUAGAUUCAUUGUCAUACGGUCCCAACAAGCAGCAACGUAGUCUUCCAGCCGAAAAUAAUUACUUUUGAUUCGGGUCAGUAAUUAUAAUAGAUAAUUACUUCGGCCAAACGGCAUUAUUCGAUAUAUUGCAGCCAGCUUCGGCCUUCGGCCUCAGCUGGCUGCAAUACAUCGAAUAAUGCCGUUGGCCUCAGUAAUUAUCUAUUAAUGAAACAUCAUUAUUACCGCAGCACGUUAUGACUCCAUGCCAAUCUUUGGAAUCAAAUAGUCCCCUUUUAUCCAUCAGAUCUAGGAAAUUUUUAGGAAAAAUUCCAAAUGGUCUCAGACACGGUAUAUAUCAAUCUAAAACCUCAAAUCUGGAAACAUCAUUAUUACCGCAGCACGUUAUGUCUCCGUGCCAAUCUUUGGAAUCAAAUAGUCCUCUAUUAUCCAACAGAUCGAGGAAAUUUUUAGGAAAAAUUCCGAAAGGUCACAAACACGGUAUAUAUCAAUCUAAAACCUCAAGUCUAAGGGAUUUUAGGCAACCUCAACGUAAAAUUGCUCCUUUUCGAAAGAGCCCUGCCAAUUAUCGACCCCCGCGUAUUGUCUUGGAAAAACAAUCUAUGGAAUGGGCAGUUUAUCUACAAUUUGUGAGUCAAAUUACUCAUAAAUCAACACUAGUAUAGAACCACCCAAGAGUUUUACAUCAUGUGAAGCGGAACUGACCGAGUCCAAUUACCGAAUAGAAACUUUCGAACAUGAGUUUACAGAAAUUAAUAAAACCAAAGAAUACUUGAAUAAUUUAUCGGAAAAUUAUAACACCACUUGCAUUUCGAAGGCUUCAAACAUCCCCUCAUGUCCUCCUAAAAACCUUACAGAUUCCCACCAGGUACCUUCUACCAUGAUCCCCGUUCGGAUUACUGCACGUGAUUACCGAUCUAUCCGCAAUUAUAAUUCUGGCAUACUCAGUAAUUGUCGUAACCUUCGGAGAAUUAAAUUAGGCAGCAAUGACUCGUAUACCUUCUUACCCUACUUGUUCCUAUCCAACUCGAGGUCAUUUUGUCAAUAAAAUCGAUGAGCUGUCUGGAACUGUUUCUUUGCUUUCUUUGGAUAUUCUGGUCAUUACGGAAACUUGGCUUUCUCCUAACGUCAGCAAUUCAGCGAUAAAUCUAAAUGGCUUCGCCAUAUUCAGGCGUGACCGACGUGAUGGUAGAAGAGGUGGAGGUGUUUGUGUCUAUGUAAACGAUCGUUUGCCAGUGGUUCAUCUUAAGGAACUUUCACAUCCCGAAGUUGAAUCGUUAUGGCUCCUAAUAAAACCAAGUCGACUACCACGAGGAAUUAAUUCAAUCAUUUUAGCUGCAAUUUACCAUCCACCGAAAAGCGACGAUAGGGUCUUGUUAACACACCUUAUUGAGUCCCUCGACAGUGCAUUAACAUCCUAUCCUGCGUCAGCUAUCAUCAUUGCAGGCGAUUUUAACCAAUUUAGGCAGAGUCAACUAUGUAACUUGUUUUCCCUUAAACAGGUUGGUAAGCAUGCAACAAGAGGAUCCAACAUCUUACAUAAAAUAUUUACAAAUGCGUCCAAAUUUUAUAACGUUCCUGAGAUUCUCCCACCUGUCGGUUUCUCUGACCAUAACUCAGUGUUGAUAAAACCGCUGAAGCAAUGUAUGAACUCCCGGAGUACUCGAAUGGUCAGAGACACGCGAUCCUCUAAUCGGAAGUUAGUCUUCGAGGCUUUGUCAAGUAUAAAUUGGUCUCCCCUGUAUAGUAUGGACUCUUGCAACGAUAAGUUUCAUUACUUUUCAUUCAUUGUUAAUGGCAUUGUCGACCAGUACCGAUGAAACGUAUAAAAUCGGAUAGUUGUGAUAAGCCCUGGGUAACAUCUGAGAUCAAAAGAUUAAUCUCCAAACGUCAAGCAGCUUGGAAUAGCGGAAACAAUAUCAUGUUUCGUGACACUUUCGUCUCUACAGAAACAAAUUAAAUACGCUUUGCAAGAGAGCUAGUUCAAGAUUUUACAACAGUAAUGUCGCUGAUUGCUUUGAAUCAAAUCCGCAUAAGUGGUGGUCCAACAUAAAAAACAUAGCUGGCCUUGGUACAACGAAAAAUGUUUCCACUAUCAAUCCAUACUUAUGGUGAACGACCUGAAGGUCUCUGACGAUUCUGUUAAAUUCGUAGACGACACUACUUUAUGGGAAAUAAUUACGAGCGCCCAAUCGUCUGCUUCAGUCUUACCGGCACAAAUUAGUGAAUGCUCAAGUUGGGUGGCCAAAAACAAUAUGAAAUUGAAUCCCACUAAAACCAAGGAAAUUCGAGUAUGUUUUUCGACUUAUGAUACUGCAGCACUUCCUCCACUUAUCGUUGAUGGCUGUAACAUUUCUGUCGUGUCACAUGCUAAACUACUCGGAUUAAUCAUCUCCGAAGACCUCAAGUGGGUUCUUCAUGUUGAUUUCAUUUGUAAGAAAGCUGCGAAGCGUCUGCAUGCUACGAUUAUUAAAGAGAUCUUCCAUUCCAUCAAGCAAGUUAGUACGAGUGUUUAAUACAUGCAUUAGACUAAUUUUAGAAUACUCGUGCGAAGUAUGGCAUCACAGUUUGCCCCAGUAUUUAAGUGAUCAGAUCGAAAGGAUCCAACGCAGAGCCCUACGAUUAAUCUUCCCAGAUUGUUGUAAUGAUAUUGCUAUGGACCGCGCCGGUGUGGUGUCGUUAUUCAUACGGAGAGAGACGAUCUGUAAGAGAUUUUUUGAACGAAUGCGUACUGACGAAGCACAUAAGUUACAUUCCCUUGUCCCUUCCAAUCGGAAUACAGAAUAUUCCCUUCGUGGUGGUAAUAACAAACUAUCAAUACCUAGGUGUAGAACUAAUAGAUAUGCAAAUAGUUUCAUAAUUGCUGGAAGUAAUGCUUUAUUGCUUUUAACAUUAGUAAAACUUAAUAUAAUUAACCAUGUAAUUAUUACUAUAAUAAUUCUUAAUCUAAUUUAUUUUGUAUUUUAUCCUUUUAAUCUUGUAAACCGAUGUAAUUCAGUCCUUGACUGCUAAAUUGGUCUUUUAAUAAAUCUUUAUAUUGUUGACAGCUAUGAAACAAUGUGGGCAGCAAAACAUUGUUCAAUCCUGUUUUCAUCAAUAUUGCAUCAACCUGAGCGUUUUUGCCGUGUAGGUAAUAUAAGUAAGCAUAAUACUUGAUGUAAUCGGUCACUGAAAAGCCCCGAUGGGGAGUGAGCUGAAUAAUCAUAAUCAUUUACGCGAGGGCUAGUUUAUCGCGAAUAUAGUGAUAAAGGUAAUUAACAUUUUAGUGUGGCCUGCCCCUUGAGCAGCCUUAUUUUUCAACAUUUUGCGAGCCCUGGUCGAGCCCGGAAUCCUUUUUAGAGGGAAUUACCGAAAAGGAGCUGUCAAUACAUUUGAAAUUGACCGUCAUGUGCUUUGCCCUCGCAGCUAGCCACAGUGCACCAAUGUGUUUGAAAUUGAAUUCACUCCGCAUUUUUCGCGCAAGUACCGGCCCCAACUCAAUAAAAUGAUUGUUAAAUUUUCUGCAAUAAGUUCGCGAGUAAUUUUUUAUGACAUUCACAAAAAGUAUCAUGCAUAGGAAGUAAUGGACCAUUUGCAUUAUAGACUAAAUUUUGAUCUAGACAAAAAUUUUGGCAGCCCAAUCGGGUGUUGGGGCAUCAAUUACCGUUUGUAAUGCAAAAUGACUGAAAAUUAUAUAUUGCAAAUUUCGCAAGGCUAUAUUAUCCGCAUUUUACAACAUUUCGCAACAAAACUUUGGAAUAUUACUGAUUUUGUGAUGCUCUUACAAGCUGUAAUGCAAUUUUUGUCUAGAUCAAAAUUUAGUCUAUAAUGCAAAUGGUCCAUUGAUGGACUUCACAAUCCUAAUGUGGCUUGCUUGGAAAGCUCUUGUCAAUCUAAACAAAUAGUCGUCCGGAUUAUCUCAAAAAGCGUUCACGGUCAGGAAUCGACCGGAAGCCAAAUGGCUAAGGACUGUCUAUUCAAUAAGCGUGUUCUUCACACAACAAAUAAAUUAUACUUGUCGAUCUCAUGCAAACUAAAAAGGAACGCUGGUUUAAUUAUUUGCUGGUUUACAUAUCGAAAGGUGUUCAGAUAAAAUGAUUGAGGUGUUUUCCACAAACCAAAAAAUAAUGCAUCGUAGUUUAUAUACAACAGUAUCAACAAUAGUAACAGUAUUAAAAUGUUUCCUCUUUUUAUUUUAUAGAAAUUAAACGUAUCCAGUGGUACGUUAAAUGCUCAACGAUGGACGGGCAUGCUGAUGAGACUGGUCAUAUCAUAUCCUUAUGUAAAUUUGAAGACAAAAGAUACAAGGAACAAAUAUUGCACGAAGUAAUAGCUGCUAUCUGCGCUAUGCUGAAUAGUAGUGGGGGAAAAGUGGUAAUAGAUAUUGAUACUGGUCACAACGACAUCCCAGUGGAAAGUUCCCGUUUCUCUCAAAUAUCAUCAGUAAUUCGAAUACUGGAACAAUCAAUGACAUCUAUCAUUGGAUUCCACCAGACCAACUCGAAAAUAAAGUUCAAAGAAGAUAAAGAUCGUAUUGUCAUUUUCGUCAAACAAGCGGAUUCUUUAAUAACAACUCGUUUUAACCUUUAUUUACCAAGUGAUAAACAAGUUGUACAAGUGUCUCCUUUGGAACUGGAAAACGUCAAGGACAAUAUCAUCAACAGAAAAGUCGUUCUGGAACCAGUCGAACGUGGUUCACAUUGUGAGAUGUUUCUUAAAGGUAAAAACUGUGGUUUUCAUGAAACCAAAUGUAUUCAGUUAAAGCUUCUACAAGCAGCUGCAUCAACACGUACCACGCUAGCAGAUCGUAUGAUACGUAAAGGCAAUAAAUUCAGUUGCUAUGUUUCAGCGUUUGCCAAUUAUAACGGAGGUCAUAUCUACUAUGGUAUCACAGAUGAUGGAGUUGUUGAAGGAGAGUUGACUCCGAAUGAGACAGCAGACAAACGUGAGAUAACAAAUAAAGUUAAGCAGGUCAUCAACGAGAUGAUCUGGCCCAAGCACAUUGUUCAACCAAAACGAGGGAAACACUGGGAAAUAUUCUUCGAGCCAGUGAUAGAUAAAUAUUUCAACGCUGUCCCAUCAACUUUUGUCAUCGUGAUCUAUAUCGCACCUUGUCUGGGUGGUGUGUUCACUGAAGAACCGGAAUGUUACGAAAUGAUGGAGGGUGACGUUAAAAAGAUGUCGUUCACCACUUGGAUAAUGCAAACUUGUUCUCCUCGGAAUAAUUAUACUGGGUGUAUAAAAAAGGUAACUCAUAUUUAGCGUGCUUUUGUGAUUCCAGUAUUGCGUGUAUAGAUUUAAUUUUUUCAUAUUAGUAAAGAUUGGGUUUAAUCCGUUGAAUGAUACCAUUUUUAGUGCAAAGUUGACGAAGUCAAGUUUGUACUAUUGUGAUGGGGUGCAAGGCAUUACGUCAUUACGUGACUCAACAAUGGAUGGAUGGAUGUAUAGUGUAAACAAUUUAAUCCGGGGGGAGCGCUUGUAAAUUAUUUCCGUAGCUUUGCAACGUUCGGCCAGCAUUCGGCCAGUUCGGCCAGUAGUUCAAUUUCUCCUUCAUGAUAUAUUCUGAAUGCGCAAUGAACUAACUUGGAGGCCCACAGAUCGGCAAAAAAAAUGUAAACAAAACACGCGCAUGAGCAGAACGGACUUGGCAGCCUCUUUAAUGAUAUGGUAUUACAGUGGUGGCACUUUGCGAAGUAUUGCAGGGGAACGAUUUAGGUUGCCACCACAUUACCAGCAUUGGUUGCAAAUCUCAGUUUUUGCCCUAAAUUUCAUGUAUAUUUGCUUACUAAUCUGUAGCCGUUCAAUGCUUUCGUGGUUAUAUGUCCUAUUAUCCCAUUGAUGACCCUAGUGUCCGCCAUUGCUUCAUCAAUUUAUGAAUAGUUUAUGAACUAAUACUAUUAAUAAAUUUAUUUCUAGAAGAAUGACGGCAGACUACGCAAUAGUACUUCUCGUCCCCGAGAUGUAAACAAAACACAGAAAGCAAAACAUCAGGUUAAGAAUGCAAAGUCACAAAACAUCGAAAGAAAUUCACAGGUAUAUACAAGUACGAUUCCUGCAAUAUGAUGUUGACAUAAGGGUACUCCACUACUUUGGUUUCCUUCUGCAGCAACAUUGUACGAAUAAGAAUAUCCGUAGUCUGACUAUCAGGUAAUUUUCCUUUAAAGGCAGGUGGAUAGAAUUUAAAGCGAGCCUCACACAAAUCCUUACCUGCUGCAUGUAAAACAAGCCAAAAUGCGGCUUUUCAUUUGAUUGGUCUGUCAGACAAGGAAAUUUUCAUCUGACUUUUUGAUUGGUUAAUGCUGAGAUAUGAUACUGGUAUUCAUGAUAUAUUGAACAGUUUAAUUAAUUGAAACAGCUGUAUGUACAAACGUUUUCACAUGAUUAGAACAUUAAAUAGUAUAUUUUAUUUUCCAGGACAAAACUGAGAAUGAAGAACAACAGCAGAAUAUGAAUAAACGUGACUCCGUUGAGCUUGAUGUUCAGUCGACAAGCGAAUCUCUUCUCGAUGAAACGCCACUUGGUGUCCAUAAUAUAGUGGAAACGUCAAAAGCAGGAUCUGGAAAUGCAUCUAUGGUCAACAUCAAAACUGAGGAUGAUAUUAAAAUGGACUUCGAAAUGCAAGAGAAAAUGGAAGCAGCUAAAAAAGCAUGGGAUCACAGUUUCUCAUCUUGCCCUAUACAGACAUCCCAGUGGAAUGCAUUAGUAACGAAUGAUGAAAAUACCGAGUCAGCGGAGGUUUCGGUUGUGGAUCAAAUCCCCAUAUCCGCAACUGAAUCUGAGGAAAGCUCUGAACCUCUUGUUACAACGCCCAGAUUAAAGAAGCCAAUAGCCGGUGAACAACAAAAUGUUUGUAAAGUAAAACCACAACAGCAGCAGCAACCUGUAAAACCUCAACCUGUUCCUUCUGAAGUACCCGAGGAAUACCCGACUGCGACUACAAGACCCGUGUUAGAGAGUCCAGCGCAAGUUAGUUACACCGUGCAACCACAUCAAGCGGCUAUCUUCACCUCAAAACCAGCACCUCAAGGGUUUACAUAUUCCUUUGAGCAACAAACACUUGUCCCAAUUAGCCAUCAGUAUGUCCAAACAGAUAUGUCGAGCAUACAGCGACAUCACGUUUCACCUGUGCGGCCACAGACACUACAUGCCGCGUCACAAUCACCCCCACAACGUGCGGCAACGUACCCACAGGGACAAUCUGUCAGUACGCCAUCACCACUCUCCCAUCAACCUUUAAUACAAGAUAGCUAUCGCGCAUUGAUGCAACCAACUGCCUUGGAUUCGACAAAUACAUAUGCAGGCAAUCAGUAUUUCCCUAUAUCAGUUGUAAGACAUGCAGCCCCACCCCAAUUUCCGGCAACGAUCAGCGAAGAUAUCAGCAAUUCCAUGUACACUGUACAAGCUCCAAAAUCUCAAAAUCCAAGCCAUGGUUAUGAGACUGCAACAACCCAACAAGUUUUCUUACCAGUUGAACAACAGCCUUACCCAGACUACGUGCAACCACAGCGUCAACACCCUAUAGGAUUUUAUAGUAAUAACACAAACCAAGCGAAUAUCGGUGGUAUGCCGGUACACGUGACCAAAUCAGUGACAUUCCCUUCAAGUGAUAAACAAGUACAGCACCAGCAUGAUAGUCGAAUACAGUCAGGACGACAGGAACAAUCUGAGAUGUCGAAACCUGUCCAUGCUAAACUAUUUCAACCUCCAACUAGUAGUCCGUCCGGACGUGCUACCCACCAGAUUGCCCGCAACGUUCGCCAGGUACAGACGUAAAAACGCACAAGUUGUUACAGGUCUGCAAACAAGUUGUUGCAAAUCUGUUCCCAAGCUGUCGACAACUUGUCUUUGCACUGCUUGUUCCCAGUUGUUGUAACAAGUUUGGAACAAGCUGUUAACAACUUGUAACAAACUUGAUGGCAUUAUCAGACUUGUUACAAGGUUCUUCUAACAAGUCUGAUACAGUCAUCAUAUAACAAGAAUGUUACAAGGUUGACGACACAAGGUUGUAAUAAUAUUGUUAUAUCAUGACUGUAUCAAACUUGUUGGAACAACCUUGCAACAAGUCUGAUAAUAUCAACAAGGCAUGUGGUACAACACGAUGGCGUCAACGCAUCCAGACAUGCGCAGAGUGUAAUGGGGUCAGAGUGCUGAAACAACCACAGGGGAAGUGAGCUUUGCAUUUAAAGCGAGCCUCACACAAACCCUUACCUGCUGCAUGUAAAACAAGCCAAAAUGUGGCUUUUCAUUUGAUUGGUCUGCCAGACAAGGAAAUUUUCAUCUGACUUUUUGAUUGGUUAAUGCUGAGAUAUGAUACUGGUAUUCAUGAUAUAUUGAACAGUUUAAUUAAUUGAAACAGCUGUAUGUACAAACGUUAUCACAUGAUUAGAACAUUAAAUAGUAUAUUUUAUUUUCCAGGACAAAACUGAGAAUGAAGAACAACAGCAGAAUAUGAAUAAACGUGACUCCGUUGAGCUUGAUGUUCAGUCGAUGAGCGAAUCUCUUCUCGAUGAAUCGCCACUUGGUGUCCAUAAUAUAGUGGAAACGUCAAAAGCAGGAUCUGGAAGUGCAUCUAUGGUCAAGAUCAAAACUGAGGAUAAUAUUAAAAUGGACUUCGAAAUACUAGAAAAAAUGGAAGCGGCUAAAAAAGCAUGGGAUCACAGUAUCUCUUCUGCAUCUGCAUCUAUACAGACAUCCCAGUGGAAUGCAUCAGUAACGAAUGAUGAAAAUACAGAGUCAUCGGAGGUUUCGGUUGUGGAUCAAAUCUCUAUACUUUCACCUGAACCUGAGGAAAGCUCUGAACCUCUUGUUACAACACCUAGAUUAAAAAAGCCUAUCGCUGGUGGACAACAAAAUGCUUGUAAAGUAAAAUUACAACAGCAGCAACAGCCUGUGAAACCUCAACCUGUUCGUUCUGAAGUACCCGAGGAAUACCCGACUGCGACUACAGGACCAGUGUUAGAGAGUCCAGCUAGUUACACCGUACAACCACAUCAAGCGGCUAUCUUCACCUCAAAACCAGCACCUCAAGGGUUUACAUAUUCCUUUGAGCAACAAACACUUGUCCCAAUUAGCCAUCAGUAUGUCCAAACAGAUAUGUCGAGCAUACAGCGACAUCACGUUUCACCUGUGCGACCACAGGCACUACAUGCCGCCUCACAAUCACCCCCACAACGUGCGGCAACGUACCCCCAGGGACAAUCUGUCAGUACACCAUCACCACUCUCCCAUCAACCUUUAAUACAAGAUAGCUAUCGCGCAUUGAUGCAACCAACUGCCUUGUAUUCGACAAAUACAUAUGCAGGCAAUCAGUAUUUCCCUAUAUCUGUUGUAAGACCUGCAGCCCCACCCCAAUUUCCGGCAACGAUCAGCGAAGAUAUCUGCAAUUCCAUGUACACUGUGCAAGCUCCAAAAUCUCAAAAUCCAAGCCAGGCAAAUCUCGGUGGUAUGCCGGUACACGUGCCCAAAUCAGUGAUAUUCCCGCCAAGUGAUAAACAAGUACAGCCCCAGCCUGACAUGCGAUCACCAUCAGGACGACAGGAACAAUCUGAGAUGUCGAAACCUGUCCAUGCUAAACUAUUUCAACCUCCAACUAGUAGUCCGUCCGGACGUGCUACCCACCAGAUUGCCCGCAACGUUCGGCAG
Messenger RNA from Paramuricea clavata, 14116 nucleotides. The record is from the annotation of a GenBank genome assembly. Lineage: Eukaryota; Metazoa; Cnidaria; Anthozoa; Malacalcyonacea; Plexauridae.